AUGACAGCUGUCACUGCCUUAUUUGACCCGGCCAUGCCGGAUGAAACAAGCAUUAGUCUCUUCUCCAACACCUCCAUGGCACAACUUACGGUUGCCUUGAAGAACAGCAAUGAUGGCCCGGACCCAGUCGGGAAAAGUUUUGGGCCCAGUGCGAGUGAUUAUAAAGGCUUUAUUGCACAGCCGUCACAGCUAGCCUCGGGUUCAUUUCGCGGUUUCCGCGUCGUGGUUGCCGCCACCGUACCGAGAACAGUUGAAGGUCGCCCAGCCACUAACCAGAUUUCCAUCGUUUCCCCUGUAUACCAGGGGCUUGCUUCCAAUACGUUGGAAAACAAAAAGGUGGCAGUCUCCAACUCUGACACAUCCGCAUGGGUAUACUUUCUAGAUGGUACCAAGGAUAAAGUGAAGUUAAAGGAAUUCAGCUUCUCAAAUGGCAAUGUUACGUCUUACAUGGACGGGGGCGACGUUGCGCUCAAUAGCUCGCUUGGCGCUUGGUAUGAGCCGGCAAGUGAUGAGCGCUUUGUUGUCUAUCAAGAAACAAAAUACGGGCGUCUGAAAGAGUUGAGUCUAAUAGACCGGACAACCCACGACAUUGUCAGCACGAGCGAUGCAAAGGCCGGCACGUCCAUUGCUGUGACGAACUACCAGGACACAGCUUACUUGUAUUACGCUGACAAGUUGGAUAAUGCGCGACGAGUGACCAAGAGCAGCGGACAAUGGGGUUCCUCCCAGAUCGUACGAGACAGCCCGCCAGUUGGGGACAAUCAGAUAGCUGUUGUGACGGCUAAUGGCUUCAACCACAUAUUCUAUUUGGCACGCGACGAUACAGUUGAUUCUCGCGGGUUUUCACACAUAGUCGAGCGAAUCUAG
Molecule: messenger RNA, 867 nt
Organism: Metarhizium robertsii ARSEF 23
Lineage: Eukaryota; Fungi; Ascomycota; Sordariomycetes; Hypocreales; Clavicipitaceae
Exons: 3
Coding region: 1-867 (288 amino acids)
Source: RefSeq, a predicted model, not a curated record